CGCGGUUAGGAUAAAUAUGACCUUGUCCAAAGGACAAACUGGGUUUGAGUCAAAGGAAAAGAGUUCUCCUUCGGAAGUUUUGUAGAUGAGUGUUAUUGACACUUUAUGGGCCAAAAAAAACGUUCUUAGGUUAAUCGACUAUUUAUAUCGCCCGAGGAUCAUCUGCAUAUCAUAAUCACUGAAAUAAAGCAAAAAAACCUGUUGAACGUGAAUGAUGAACUACUGUAUGUGAACUGUCUUGAUUUAGAUUACGAAAUGACGUCACACAUGGUGUAAAAACUCCUUUUCGCCUUAUGGAAGAAUUAGGUUCGCCCUCAAAUGUGAUUGGUUCUUCCAUAUGCCUGAAUUCUGCCGACAUUUUUUGUGGAAUGCGUAGUCAGGCGAUAGUAGUUUACUGUUGUCAGUGAUAAACCUGAAAUGUACCUCUGAUCCACCGGUAGGUCAUUAAGGAUCUUCAAAGUCACGAAACAUGUCAUAAUAGGGUUAGUAGUUGGUGUUUGGAAUUUAGUUCAGAACCUUCAUCACGAUGACGCAAGGAUCCGUAGACCCUCUGUUCUGAUCUUAGCACUCUAAAUCAUUUAUAUUUCAGCGACUCAUGACUGGCUGAGGAAGUCAAGAUCUUAAGAUUGUUCUGCUGUAUUAUUCAGUUUUACCCUCCCGAAAUUAAAAAGCUAAUUCUUGACCUAACAAAUCAGAUCUAGGAUUUCGGUUUCCGAACUUUGGUGCAGAAUUCACUCAUACAUAUAACAAAAUUACAUUCGGAACCAUAACUGAUGUCAAGUCGUGACGAAAACCCUAAUUUAAAUCCCUAAUCUUAGAACUCAAACAUCUAGUUUCGAUUCCUCACAUGAAUUCAUGUCCGUGUUUCGACUGUAGCAAGUGGUCGGGGUCCCCCAAAGGUACUUUUAUAUCGCUCAAAGAUCGUUCAUAAAUUAUAUUCUCGUCGAUUGUUCCACUUAUGAAUUUAUUUACCGCUACAACAUCAAUUCAUGCUUUUUCAUUACGAUUAAAUAUGAUGUUGUGGAAGUGGAGUACUAAAUUUCAUAAGACUGUUAAAGUCUCACUUAAUUUAUGUUUAUAAAAAUUCUGUUUUUUCUGCUGAUAUGGCUGUAUGCUAUGACUGAAGUAACUGCUACUUAUUGCAACGGAACAUGUCAGCGCAAGAAGAUAUACAAGUCCGUAGGUGAAGACUUAUUUAUUUAUUAAUAUAAUGUUAAAAGUAAUGAUGAAGUAUGUAUGCGAAUUUUUAAAUUUUCAGUCAACGGAUAGACUUAAAUAUGUUGAGUAGGUAGUAAUUUACAUGCUGUUAUACUCAAGUCCUUAUGUUCUUUCAUUUUUUUCACCUGGUCUCCUUAUUUCUUUCCAAUGACCACCUGUAUAAAAGCCAGUUAAUCAGUUUUACUCCUCUACAAGUUUAGUUUUUAACCUGUUUUUGUUCUGAUUUUCAGUUAUCUGAUGCCGACUAAACAAUAUAUCUGUUUACAGCCUUUCUACCGUUAAAUGUCAUCCAUUGUAAUUACCAGGCGUUAAAAUGUCAAAUGUAAACCUACACAGUGAUUUGUUCCUGCAUUAUUAUAAAGCAUGGGGUGGAGUUGAAGAUUAUGAAUCAGAGAACUUAGGGAUACCAGAUUUUUUCCAACGUGUACCACAAGAUAAUGAGAUUUUACCUGCGAAAUUACGGGAGGAUGCUAGGUCUGCUUUGUUGGAGAGAAAAAGUUUGAGAUUGUUGUCUAAUGCUGAACUUCAAGAGUUUUGGUAUCUUUUGGAACGCUAUCAUUCACCUCCUACAGUUAACGGUGAAAAAUUCAUGGACUAUGAGAAUUUUCGCAAGGCAUCUAAAGAAGCAUCUCCCAAGGCAAAGCAAUAUUUCACAGCAACUACAUUUGUAAAAUUACUUCGUGAAGAUGAAGUUUUGUCACGUAUUAAUAUCUUGACAUUUUUCAAUUAUGUCAUGAAGAAAGUAUGGUUGCAACAAACCCAUGUUGGGAUAUCUCUUUAUGAUGUGUGCGGUGAAGGUUAUUUGAGAGAGACAGAUUUGGAAAACUAUAUGUUGGAACUUAUCCCUACUUUGUGUCAGCUAUCAGAGUUGGAGCCAACGUUCCAAACAUUCUAUGUAUGCACGGCUGUACGAAAAUUCUUUUUUUUCCUUGAUCCUUUACGUUCGGGUCGUGUGCGUAUCACCGACAUUUUAGCUAGUGGAUUUCUAGAUUCUAUGCUUGAAUUACGUGAAGUAACUACAUCAGAAGCACAAUUAGCCGCUAAUUGGUUUAGUCAUCAAUCAGCUGUACGUGUUUACGGUAGCUAUUUGCUAUUAGACGAAGAUCGAAAUGGCUUGUUAACACGCAGUGAAUUAUCACGAUUUGGAAAUGGUACAUUGACUGACGUAUUUCUCGAUCGUGUAUUUCAAGAAUGUUUAACUUAUGAAGGUGAAAUGGACUACAAAACUUAUUUAGAUUUGGUUUUGGCUAUGGAAAAUAAACAUGAGCCGCAAGCAAUUGCUUAUCUUUUUCGUAUUCUUGAUGUUGGUGGUCAAGGUAAACUGACUUCACUAACACUGCGGUAUUUCUACGAUGGAAUCGAAGAUAAACUACGUGCCUCAGAUAAUGAUAUACCAAGUUUUGAAAAUGUAUUAAAUGAAAUCUUCGAUAUGGUACGACCAGCGAAUCCCCAUUACAUCACCUUAGAUGACCUUAUCAAUUGUGGUAAGGGUGACACCGUAAUAAACAUAUUGAUUGAUCUCCAAGGUUUUUGGGCCCAUGAAAAUCGUGAAGCUUUCACUUCCGAAAUACCAGAUGAAGCAGAAUUGUAAAUCGGAUUUUGAUUAUUCACUGAUUUCCAGCAUUGCGAUCAGUGUUAAUUUGAUCAAUACAUUGUUACUGAAAAAAACAUUGAUAAUCUUAUAUACUUGUUAGACAAUUAAACACUUCUGAACUCUCGUAAUGUGUCUAUAUUUAAAAAUAUACAGGACUUUUGUGGAGUA
Messenger RNA from Schistosoma spindalis, 2980 nucleotides. The record is from the annotation of a GenBank genome assembly. NCBI's taxonomy places the organism in Eukaryota, Metazoa, Platyhelminthes, Trematoda, Strigeidida, Schistosomatidae.